AUUAAACUACAUAUACCGCAGUUAUAUCUGAUACUAGUGUAAACUUUUUAAAAUUGUUCAAGCCUUUUAUUAAUUUAUUUUUUAAGAUUUUGUGUUCAUUAGAAUUAUUGCACUUUUUUUGUUUGGGGAUAAUACUCUUAUAAUUUUCAAACAUUAAGAAUGACGGUUACACAAUUUGUACUCAUUUUAAUGUAUUUUUCUGCAGUGACUUUUUCAUGGUCUCCAACUAAUACUAAUUUUGUGUUCGAUUUUCAGAAAAAAAUUGAUGAAAUUAUAGAUGAUGGUGAGUUUCGCUCUAGUGGCAAAAAUGUUCAUAAACAUCAUCAAAAUAGUAAUGAUUUUGAAAAUUAUGCGAAUCGAAACCCUCAAAAUCAUGAAAAUACUAAUGAUCAGUUUGAAAAUUAUGAAAAUCAGAGACCUCACCAUCAAAACAAUAACAAUCAAUAUGAACAAUUUGAAUCAAUUGAAAAUCAACAAUAUAACUAUAAUAAUCAAAAUAACAAUAAUAAUAACCGAUAUGAAAAUAAUGGAAAUGAACCGUCUCAAAGUUAUUUACACAACUAUAAUAAUAAUAAUAAUAAUAAUGAUCAAUUUGUUAAUUUUGGAAACCAGCGUCCUUAUAAUAAUAACAGCCAACAUGUUAAUAGUGAAAAUCAAGCGGCUAAUUCAAAAUGGCCAUUUUUUAAAUCACGGUUUCCUUAUCCAGUGCAAUCACCAGUAAAUAUCGUAACUCGAAAUGCGUAUAAUGUAUCUUUACCGCCACUUAAACAUAUUGGUUAUUGGGAUGAUGAAGAAAUUUCAGUGAAUAUUACAAACGACGGACAUACUGUUUACGUAGAAUUGGCUGACUACGAAAAGGGUACACCUCUAGCUGUUACAGGAGGGCCAUUGUUUAACGAUCAUUAUAUUUUAGACCAAUUACAUUUGCACUGGGGCCAAGGAGAUGCAGGAAGUGAACACACAUUUAAUGGAAAAAGUUAUGCAGUAGAACUACAUAUAGUCCAUCAUAACGACAAGUAUCGUAAUUCCAAAGAAGCUCAACAAUAUAGCGAUGGUAUGUGUGUAGUUAGCUAUUUUGGAGAGAUUUCUGACGAGGACGACGAAGAAAUAGAAAACUUUAUUAAUGACUUAAAACACAUUACAAGACCUGGUUCGUUUAUUAUAAGGCCAGUGGGAGUAGAAUUUUAUUGGUUACGAAAGACAGCACAUCAGCGGCAUUAUUACACGUAUCCAGGAUCUUUAACCACAGAACCGUUUUCUGAAUGUGUAACUUGGAUUACUUAUAGAUCUCCGUUUAAAUUAUCUCGCAGACAACUUUCGGCAUUUAGGACGUUAAGAUCACGCAACCGUGGUGUUCUUAUUAAUAGGAAUGACAGAGAUCUGCAACCAUUUAACAAUCGACCUAUCAUUCGUGUUUGACAAUUUUAUUUAAAAUGAGUACAUUGAAUAAUUCAUUUAAUUACAAAUGUUUUCUGAGUUUAUACAUAAUAUUUUGUAAAUACACUUUUUAACACCGUUUUUAAUAA
Molecule: messenger RNA, 1526 nt
Organism: Daktulosphaira vitifoliae (grape phylloxera)
Lineage: Eukaryota; Metazoa; Arthropoda; Insecta; Hemiptera; Phylloxeridae
Product: carbonic anhydrase 7-like
Exons: 12
Coding region: 160-1419 (419 amino acids)
Cellular component (GO): cytoplasm
Molecular function (GO): carbonate dehydratase activity; zinc ion binding
Source: RefSeq, a predicted model, not a curated record